Messenger RNA from Hippocampus comes (tiger tail seahorse), 2437 nucleotides. Its product is annotated as carcinoembryonic antigen-related cell adhesion molecule 5-like. NCBI's taxonomy places the organism in Eukaryota, Metazoa, Chordata, Actinopteri, Syngnathiformes, Syngnathidae. The transcript is spliced from 11 exons. The record is from RefSeq and is a predicted model, not a curated record. Bases 89 to 1726 code for a protein of 545 amino acids.
CGCGCAGGCGCGGGCUCACCUGGCUGGGUGUGUCCGCGAAGGAGCGAAGACCUGCCUUUGCAUUCUUGCUCUCCGCUGCACGACGACCAUGACGACGACGACGAUCAUCGUUGGACUCCUGCUCGGCUUGUCGGGAUGGCGGUGCGCGGAGGCGCGCGACAUUCUGCCGCCGGGCCCCGUGGACGCCUCGGUGGGGAAGAACGUGACCCUGCGGACGCUGCUGGUGGAUCCCGAGUACACGUUCAUCAUCUGGAACUUCAACGACGGCCGCGAGCAGAGUCACGUGGCCACCGUGGGCCCCGCCGGACUCAAGGUGAACUCGCCCUACCUGGGGCGCGUGUCCGUGGACGCCCGGAGCGGCGCGCUGCAGCUGAGCGCGCUCACGACGGCCGACAACGGAGACUUCAGCGUCAGCGUCGUGAGCGCGGAAGGCGACACCGAAACCGCCGAGAUCCGGCUGCGCGUGCUCGAGCCCGUUUCCGGCGUGACGCUGAGCGCCAACCUCGCCGAGGCGGUGGAGCACAACAGCACGGUGGUCCUGACCUGCGCCGCCAAGGGGUCCUUCCUCAACUUCACGUGGCUCAAUGGCACCACCUCCGUCGUCCCCGGCCCGCGCCUGGCCAUCGUGGAGGGCGAGGGGACCAGUCAGCUGACCAUCACGGGCGUCCUACGCACCGACCUGAUGCGACCCAUCUCCUGCAGCGCCGCCAACAAACUGGAGACGGAGAAGAGCGCCCCCUUGAGCCUGCCCGUCCACUACGGUCCGGAUGAGGUCACCAUCACGGCGUCCGACCCGUCCGCGUUCGUGCGGGCCGGCUCCGACUUCAACCUGACGUGCGCCACGCGCUCUAGCCCGCCCGCCGCCGUCACCUGGUAUCAGAACCAGACUCUGAUGGACGCCACCGGGUCGGUGCUGCCGCUGCGGGCCGUGCAGCAGCGCCCCCUGUGGCAGCAGAUGAGUCAGUACACGUGCAGAGCCGCCAACUCCAAGACCCAGCGGGUGGUGGCCUCGCGCGCCGUCUCCUUUGCCGUCAUGGAGCCGGUGUCGGGCGUGCAAAUGAGCGGUCCGGCCGAGGGCGCCGUGCUCUUGGCCGGCAACAGCUCGGCAAACCUCAGCUGCCGGGCGGCGGCGGGCCCGGUCAGUAGCCGGACGUGGCUGAAGGACGGCCGGCCGCUGGCGGCGCCGACGGCCGGCGGCGCCCGCGUGACGGCGGCGCCCGACGGCUCCUGGCUCAGCUUGGCGCCGCUGCACAAGGACGACAACGGCCGCUUCGAGUGUCGCCUGGCCAACCCCGUCAGCGCGGAGAAGGCGGCCUACCAGAUGGUCGUCAACUUCGGUCCCGAGGCGGUGAGCGUGAGCGGGGAGACCGCCGUGGAGGUGCGCGACGCCGUCACCCUCAGCUGCUCGGCCGCCUCCGUGCCGCCCGCCAACUUCACCUGGAAGUUCAACGGGACGCUGACCGACGUCAAGACGUCCACCUACGCCAUCGCCCAGGCCGUCUACAAGAACACGGGCGCCUACAUGUGCCAGGCGCACAACGCCGUCACUGGGAAGAGCGCCGCCUACACGCACAACCUGUCGGUCAAAGAGGAAGGCGCGCUUGACGAAGGCCUAUCGGACGGCGCCAUCGCGGGAAUCAUCAUCGGCAUCCUGGCCGCUUUGGGCCUGGCCAUCGGGAUGGUCGUGUACUGCAGGCAGAAAGUUCCGGUGGAGUCACCGUACUAGUGAACUUGGUACGCACUGCCGGAGAUUCCAGUCCAAACAUCGGACCUGGUGGCUUUCCCAUGCGUGCGGGACGCAAGGACAAGGAGUGAGCACUUGUCGGCACCAGGACGCUUUGUGGCGGGAAUCUCCUUCCAGCCUCCUUUUGGUCACUUAUCUGUUUGUCGGAUUCAACACGUUUUCCUGCGCGCCCACCCACCACCACCACCUGAGCACCUCGCUUCCGCCCCUCCCCCGCUGACAGAAUCAGUUUGCUCAGCCCCGCCCCGCCAGCCACCACCACCGACACCUCUGUGCUCGGAUGGCGGCCCUCCCCCGGGAAUGCGAGGACAAGUCGUGACCGGCUAACGGAAAAACCCAACUGUGACUUUUGGCCGGAAACGAGCUUUGAUGUUUUUCUAACUUUUGAACGUUUUCAAACAACUUCAGGCCGUGUGUGUGUGUGUGUGUGUGUGUGUGUGUGUGUGUGUGUGUGUGUGCGCGUGCGUGCGUGCGUGUGCGUGCACUGAAGUAUUUAUUGAGUGAAAAGUGGAGCUGAAGGUCAUCGCGGGUCACACGCAUGCUCCCGAACCCAUUUGGCGUGAUUUGUCCACAUUUUGCAUAAGCUGUCAAUCACCACUGGUGCGCUUGCACAGCAUGUCGUGUGGCGAGCUCCCACCACCACCUUUUGAUUUUCUGUGUGUGUGUGUGUGUGUGUGUGUGGUUUUUAAAUAG